AUGGCGAGCAAUACGGAAACAGAGCCUUUGUUGGACUCGGCUUCUCCUACUUAUGACGCGGUACACAACCCGAAUGUCGAAGCUCCAUUGCACCCAGAAUCACAAAGCAAAUUGCCUGACGCAUUAUCGCAUGGAAAAGCGCUCAGCUGGUCUAGCGCAUAUAUACUUGUUAUAUCGCGUGUUAUCGGGAGCGGCGUGUUUGCGACCCCGGGGUCGAUCGUCAAGUCAGCCGGAAGUGUCGGAUUGACGUUAUUAUUAUGGCUGGUCGGAACAAUCCUAGCGGCCUGUGGAAUGGCUGUAUCAAUGGAAUUUGGGUGUAUGUUGCCUCGUUCUGGUGGAGACAAAGUAUAUUUGGAGUACGCUUAUCCUAGGCCUAAAUUCCUUGCGUCCACUCUCAUCGCCGUACACGCAGUACUACUAGGCUUCACAGCGAGCAACUCUAUUAUUUUUGCGAAAUACACCCUGUUCGCAUUCAACAUCGAGUCGACCGAGUAUCAACAUAAGGCACUCGCUGUUGGCCUUCUAACCCUUAUCACCGUGGUGCAUGGCUGCUUUCUCAAAACUGGAAUAUGGAUUCAGAACAUCCUGGGAUGGGUUAAGAUCUUUCUCAUAAUGGCCAUGUCUUUGACUGGAAUUUGGGUUAUUCUUCUGCGUCCCUAUGAGGAAUCGAUCGGAGAAUCCGAUCGUGUAGUCACUAACAACCCUUUUGCAUGGGAUACACUGUGGGAAGGCUCCAACUGGAGUUGGAGCUUGAUCUCAACGUCAAUCUUCAAGAUCUUUUACUCAUAUGCGGGACUGAACAAUGUUAACAACGUCCUCAAUGAAGUCAAAGAUCCGAUCAGGACGGUGAAAACGGUUUGCCCAGCAGGCCUUCUGACUGCGGGCGGUCUUUACUUCCUAGCAAACAUAUCCUACUUCCUUGUGGUUCCCCUUGACGAGAUUAAGAACAGUGGUGAACUUGUUGCAGGCCUACUCUUUGAGCGGCUGUUUGGAGCACAUGUGGGCCGAGUGCUUUUCCCGUUGGCCAUUGCCAUUUCGGCAGCAGGAAAUGUGAUGGUGGUGACAUUUGCUCUGGCUCGUGUGAACCAAGAAAUUGCUCGUCAGGGCUUUCUCCCGUGGUCCCAUCUACUUUCCUCAUCGCGACCUUUCAACUCUCCACUUGGGGGACUUCUUGUACACUACGUGCCAUCUAUUCUUGUAAUCUCCCUCCCGCCCCAAGGAGAUGUUUACAACUUCAUCUUGGACGUUGAGGGCUAUCCUGGGCAGAUCUUUGCGUUAGCAAUCUCGGUCGGUCUUCUUAUUGUCCGAUGGCGCGAGCCAUCCCUGCACCGUCCGUUCAAGGCCUGGAAUUGGGCAAUAUGGUUACGUAUCGUAGUUUGUCUCGCUUUGCUGGCGGCUCCUUUCUUCCCUCCACCGGAUCGGAAGGGAGAUGUGCAUUUCUUCUAUGCCACGUACGCUAUUGUUGGAGCCGGAGUGGUUUUAUUUGGCAUCUUAUAUUGGUACAUAUGGACAGUUUUACUUCCGCGAUGGGGGGAUUAUCAGCUCGAAGAGGAGAAGGACGUGCUCGAGGAUGGGACGGGCAUUACAAAGCUUGUUCGCUCGUAUAGAAUCACUUGA
Aspergillus bombycis is the source of this 1617-nucleotide messenger RNA. Its product is annotated as putative methionine permease. Lineage: Eukaryota; Fungi; Ascomycota; Eurotiomycetes; Eurotiales; Aspergillaceae. Gene Ontology annotation, cellular component: membrane. Bases 1 to 1617 code for a protein of 538 amino acids. Gene Ontology annotation, biological process: amino acid transmembrane transport. The transcript is spliced from 4 exons. The record is from RefSeq and is a predicted model, not a curated record. Gene Ontology annotation, molecular function: L-amino acid transmembrane transporter activity.